Cydia strobilella is the source of this 368-nucleotide messenger RNA. RefSeq names its product LYR motif-containing protein 5A. Lineage: Eukaryota; Metazoa; Arthropoda; Insecta; Lepidoptera; Tortricidae. The record is from RefSeq and is a predicted model, not a curated record. The coding region runs from base 64 to 267 and encodes 67 amino acids. The transcript has 2 exons.
AUAUCGUAAAUACUAUUCAUAUGCAGUAUACUUGUGAUAUUUGGUAUUGAAAAGUGUUUGGAUAUGUCUAUAACUCGUUCUGAAGUUUUGCGACUGUAUAAGAACUUAGUUUUGUAUUCUAAAUCUCUAACACUUACGGACCCCGUUUACUUUAAGAAAAGAAUAACUUCAGAAUUUAAACGCAACAAAUCACUGACGGAUCCUAAAGACAUAUCAUUUGCAUAUGAGAAAGGAGCUGCAUUGCUAUGCAAAGGAUCAGUAGUUUAAAAUGUUAAGGCCAAAUCUACUUUUCAACACCUCCCGACUAAUUGGGCCUGUAAUAAAUGCUUUCAAGCAUACUAUAGAUUACUCUAAGGUGCCAAAAUUAA